Messenger RNA from Cydia fagiglandana, 5034 nucleotides. RefSeq lists its product as uncharacterized. Bases 41 to 3865 code for a protein of 1274 amino acids. NCBI's taxonomy places the organism in Eukaryota, Metazoa, Arthropoda, Insecta, Lepidoptera, Tortricidae. Gene Ontology annotation, molecular function: iron ion binding; oxidoreductase activity; 2 iron, 2 sulfur cluster binding. The record is from RefSeq and is a predicted model, not a curated record. The transcript has 18 exons.
GCGUUCAGUACAUUCGUGUAUCUGACAUUGGACACUAGUGAUGGCUUGCAUAGAGUUUACCGUCAACGGGCGGAAAUGUUCAGUGGACGGGUCAACGCCGCGCGACACGUCUUUGAACGCGUACCUGCGCUACACCCUAGCGCUGCCGGGCACCAAGGCUAUGUGCCAUGAAGGUGGUUGCGGCGCCUGCAUUGUGUCCGUGCGCGCGCGUCGAGCCUCCGGCGCUACAGAGACCUUCUCCGUCAAUUCCUGCUUGGUGCUGGUGUUUUCCUGCCAUGGCUGGGACAUCACCACGAUCGAAGGCGUGGGCAACCGGCUGACCGGUUACAGUGAUGUGCAGAAACGCAUCGCCGCUUUCAAGGGCAGCCAGUGCGGCUACUGUACACCGGGAUGGGUCAUGCAUAUGACUAGCUUGCAGGAUAAGCACCUGACGAUGACAGAACUAGAGCGGUCGUUCGGCUCCAACACCUGUCGCUGCACCGGCUUCCGGCCCAUUCUUGAUGCUAUGAAGUCCUUCGCCGUCGACGCCAGCGCGGAUCUCUGCCAGAAGGUGAGCGACAUUGAAGACAUCAAGAUUUGCAGCAAGACGAACUCCAUCUGUGAGCGCCGAUGUUCCGACUACAGCGAAGACAGUGACUGGAGCGUGAUAAGCGACCACCAGCAGUUGGAAAAGAAAAAAGACGAUAAAAUGAUCUCUAUCAAUUUUGGAAAGCAGAAGUUUUUCAAAAUUUAUGACGUGGACGACGUUUUUGAUUUGCUGGACAAGUAUGGCGUGGACUCGUAUAUGUUCGUGGAUGGUAACACUGGAAAAGGAACGGUAGAGACAUUCGAAUAUCCUCGAAUCUUGAUAGAUAUUAGUGGAGUAAAGAGUCUGAAAAAGUAUGAAUUUGAUCAAAAUUUGAUACUUGGCGCUAACAUGGCACUGGAAGAUUGCAUAACAUUAUUCAAGGAAACCGCUAAGUCCCAAAGUGAAUUUUCGUAUUUGGCUGAAUUUGUGAAACAUUUUGAGCUCAUUGCACACAUUCCGGUUCGAAAGAUUGGUUCCUUGGCUGGUAAUUUGAUGUUAAAGCAUGUAAACCCAUCCUACCAAUCUGACGUGUUCUUGCUUUUGGAGACGGUUGGAGCUGUGGUGGUCAUCCAACAAAGUAACGGGAAGAAGAAAACUCUUUCUUUGUUAGAUUUCUUGAAGUAUGACACGAGAGGAAUGCUCAUGGUAGCCAUCGAGCUACCUCCACUGAGUAGCAAACAUGUGUUUAGAAGCUAUAAGAUAAUGCCUCGAAACCAAAACGCCUUAGCCAUCGUCAAUGCAGCCUUCCUGUUCAAAAUAAACCCCAAAACGAAGAUUAUCGAAGACGCCGACAUCUGCUACGGAAACAUCUCUCCCACGUUCGUACACGCCAAAGGCACUGAGGCGUUCUUAAAGGGGAAAAUGGUGUUCAACAAUGUGACAUUGCAGGACGCUAUCAAAAUUUUGAACAAAGAAAUCGUGCCUAAAUAUGAUCCGGCACAGCCUUCCAGUGACUUUAGAAAGAAACUGGCUCUUGGUUUGUUUUACAAGGUGAUACUGAAUAUCUGCCCGCCCAACGCGCUCAACCCACGCUACCGCUCGGGCGCCGCCCUCGUCCAACGGCCUCUGUCUCACGGCAGCCAGGAGUUCCAGACUGACUCCUCGCUAUACCCGCUGAAUCAGCCCGUGCCUAAACUCGAGGCCGCCAUCCAGGCGGCGGGCGAGGCCAAAUACGCCAACGACAUACCUCCGAUGCCGAGGGAGGUGUUCGGGGCAUUUGUGCAAUCUACUGUACAUUCGGGAGAACUCGCUGGGAUUGAUAGUAGAGAUGUGUUGGAUAUAGAAGGGGUUAUAGCAGUCUACACCGCCAAAGACAUCCCCGGCGUAAAUUCAUUCAGCGUGCCAGGAUUCCAACUGCAAACCGAAGAAGAAGAAAUAAUUGUCAGCAAAAAUAUUCUGUAUUAUGGUCAACCCGUGGCCAUCGCCAUUGCCACUACAGAAGCCUUAGCUGUUAAGGUCGCGAAGAAAGUAAAAGUGACUUACAAAAAUGUUCCUUCGUCAGCUCCCGUGCUCACUAUAGAUCAAGCGAAGAAAGACAGUAAGAGAUAUGUUGCGAGUGACACAGCUAUUAAGCCAAAAGGGAAGGGGAAUGAUGUAAAGAAGGUCAUAAAGGGCGUGUAUGAGAUUGAGGGGCAGUACCACUACUACAUGGAGCCGGUGACGUGCGUGGUGGUCCCCGUGGACCAGGGGCUGGAUGUGUAUGACUCGACGCAGUGGAUGGAUCUCACGCAGAGGGCUAUUUCGCGAUGUUUGAAUAUGAAUGAGAGCGAUGUCCACCUGAAAGUCCGCCGUAUCGGCGGUGGCUUCGGCGGCAAGAUCAGCCGCAACGUACGCACGUCAACGGCUUGUGCUCUGGCCGCCAAGCUCCUCAACACGCCGUGCCGGUUCGUGGUGCCGCUGCAGACCAAUCUGGCCACAGCCGGCGGCCGGCUGCCUUGCCAGUGCGAAUAUGAGGUGGGCGUGGAUGAUAACGGCAAGAUCCAGUACUUGAACGCAACAAUCGUCGAGGACAACGGCUGUUCCAACAACGAGAACGUCCUGGCUUACGUUAGUUCGGGUUUUACUAACUGCUAUGUCGCCGACUACUUUGACGUUAAAAUGGCCACUGUUACAACGGAUACUCCGUCUAAUACUUUUGCGAGGGCACCAGGGACUUCCGAGGGCAUGGCCUGCGUCGAGCACAUAAUGGAGCACAUCGCCUUUGCCGUCCAGAAGGAUCCGACCGACGUACGCAUCGCCAACAUGCGUACCGACGAUAACGACCUCCCCACGCUCAUCGAGACGUGGAAGAAAGAAACUGACUACGAGAAACGCCUUCAGAGCAUCCACGAGUUCAACAAAGCUAAUCGCUGGAUGAAAAAAGCCAUCAAAGUGAACGUAAUGAGCUUCCCAGUAGAAUAUUACGGGAAUUAUUCUGCCAUGGUAUCCAUCUAUCGAGGGGACGGCACGGUAACUGUGACGACGGGAGGUGUCGAGAUGGGCCAAGGCGUCAACACCAAAGUUGCCCAGAUUGUCGCUUACAAACUAGGAAUACCACUGGAAAUGGUUACCGUCCUCCCGAAUUAUUCCUUCACGGCUGCGAAUAACGUAUUUUCUGGUUCUAGCAUUGUCAGCGAGUGCGUUUGUUAUUCCGCUAUCAAAUCAUGCGAUAGUCUGAACGAGAGAUUGCUGCCACUUCGGCACAAAAUGUCAAAUCCGUCUUGGAGUGCGUUGAUCAGGCAAGCUGGGGAUGAUCAGAUCGAUUUGACUGCGAACUACAUGAUGACUGACAAGGAAAGCGACUUGACUUCAUACAGCGCGUUUGCUGUGGCCAUUUUGGAAGUUCAGCUAGACGUCCUGACCGCGAGAUAUGAGAUCUUGCGCUGCGAUAUACUGGAGGAUGUUGGUUUGAGCGUCAAUCCUACUAUUGAUAUUUCACAGGUGGAAGGCGCCUACGUACAAGGUCUGGGGUACUUCACCACGGAGAAGCUAGUGCGUGAUCCACAGACCGGGCGUCUGCUCAGCAACCGCUCGCUCACCUACCACGUACCCCUGGCCCUGGAUAUACCCGCAGACUUUAGGGUUAAGCUGAGAUUCAAUUCCAAGAACACAACCGGUGUUUUGGGUUCUAAAGCGGUGGGGGAAAUGGGUAUCUGCACGGCGCACGGCAUCACGCACGCACUGCGGCGGUGCAUUCACGAGUCCAGAGCAGACUCGCGUUACGAUACCAUGAACUGGAUCAACAUUGAUGUUCCAUACGACGCGGAAUCGAUUAUGACAGCUCUAGACGUCCAACUAGAAGAAUUUCUUAUUACAUAAGUACUAGUGAUGUACCGACUAUUGAUUUGGCCGACUAGCCGACUAAUCGGCGCUCGAAUGGCCGAUUAGUCGGCUAGUCGGCCAGAUCCUUAGUUUCGUAUAAGUUCAGGUGAAAAGAAUAGUUUUGCUCCCUUGGUUGCGCUAUUUAUCAUAAUUUAGCUUGGCAAAAAAGUGUUCUCUACAGGUUCAAAGACCUAUCAAAAGAAUCCUCGUUCAAUUUCUGUCUUUAGUUUUUUCUGAGCAGACCGUCAAUACAGCUUGUAGGAGGUAUUUCCAAGGCUCUAUUUCCCGUACGUAGUCGCCAGUUAAGAACCUAUCCCCUGUGGUCAGCGUCUUUACGAGCAACGUGCCCUGACUAAGUCUCUAAAUUUUGCAAUAACAUUAAAGGAUGACUCACGUUAGGCCGGGCCGUGUCCGGCCCGGAGCUUCCGGCGCAUCGUUUUCUGUGGUCUAUGACAUGACAGGCGAUCACGUGAUGCUCGUGAUCACCUAUCAUGUCAUAGAAAAGUAAUGGCUCCACCAUUAAAAAAAAAACAAAACUGAAUAGUAAUAAAAAAAAUUAACUCUAGAACUUGCACAUGGAAUUACACGAGAAUCCAUUGAGAUUGACCUGUAGAGGAAAACACCAGCCCAGCACCAACAUAUGAUAACGAUCAAACGGUCAAUUAUAUGAACAAAAGUUUUCGUAUGCACCCUGAAUAUUGGUAUUUUAGUAAAAUAAACUUAAAACAUAUGGUAAAUAUUGACUGUUGAUUUCGUUUUUUUCUGUUUUUCUUUCACUGAUAAAGUGCCGACUAAUCGGCCAUUUUUGCCGACUAGUCGCCGACUAAUCGCCGACUACAAAUGUGGCCGGAUAGUCGGCUUUCCCGACUAGUCGGCGACUAGUCGGUACAUCCCUAAUAAGUACCUAAAUAGAAUAUUCGAAACUAUAUACAGUUUAAAUAUUAUUAUGAGUAUGGUGCCUAUUUAUAACUGAACUGUCAGAAAAUGUAUUCAAUAUUAAAUCUACACCUACCUUUGUUGUAACUAAUAUUAAUUACAUCCCCGUUAUUAGUUGUGAUUUAAUAUGUAUUUAAAUAGUGUCUAAUAAUUCUAGUACAAUUAUAUUAGCUAUAGUAUGUAUGUACUUAGUAAAAUAGAUAUAAAUAAUAAAUGAAAAUACGUUUUUA